ACAACUCGCUGGAUCAUGUGAUAACCGCUUCCUCAAAUGUUUGAUCAAAUGUGGUUUAUAUUAUUUUCAAAGGCGAGCACAGGCGAGACACCAACCGGACACUCGUUUACAAGCUUAAUUUUAUUAUUUUAUGAUAUAUUAACAAGCAAAAACCAGUGAGUAUUGAAUUCAUUCUUGCAUAUUUUGAUACAGGAUUGGUGCUAAUUGAAAGUCGACUCUUAUUAAAUAUAUCUGCAUCUAAAGUUGCAUAGUAUCUGUAUCAGGCUACUAGACUCCCUUUGAAGAACCAGUCAAUUGUUACAAUGUAUCACUCUUGCCGGACUGUUAAGUGAUGCGUAGCUACAGUAGCAAUCCAUGUCGCUGUUUCCUAUCCAAUGACUAUAUACUGUACGUUACUUCAACUAUAUAUCAAUACUUAAAACCAGCUCAUAUUUUCUCAUGUAGGCUAAUGCUCAGAUUAUCAUGGUAUUACUACUAUCUAUAUGUAUUUUCUGCCUAACUCUGGGCGAUAUAGUGUCAUUAAGUUUUCAGUGUUGUAUCUUUUGCAUCCAGGUUCAUCCUGAUUCAAUAUUUUGCUUGUGCUUCAAUGUAUGCAUUGUGCAUUUGCACAAACGUACCAUUCCUUGGGUCCAGUUAUGGUCAGGUGACUUGUACAGCUCAGAGGUAUUAUUAAUGUGUCGUGUUUGUCUUAUAAUGUCUCCUCCCUCGGCAGUUGGCACACCCAGUCAGUCAUGUGAGUCUCAGGUGUGUCAAUACACACAGCGCAUUGGCUCUAUUCAGUUAUGCAGAAUGUCCACAAUACUGCAGAAAGAAUAAUGUAUAGGACUAACUGGACUAUCACGUAGACUAAUGUCACCUCCCUAUGUGCUGCACUCUGGCAGAUAAGUAUGCACAUUCCAUAGCACCAGGGUCAUGUUCAAUAUGCCUAUACAGAAGCAGAUGUUUUCAAAUGAAAGCCAUUCAUGUGCAUUCCUUGUGUUUGGGCAAAUCUGGAUUGUACAUCCAAGUUUUAGUGACUUUGUCCUGUAACAAACGUCUUUCUCUUUCAGGAAUGCGAUUUGCAGUAGCAUUGUGUGUGCUGGCGCUCUUUGUGGCCACCCUUGCCCUGGACAAUGGUCUGAUGAGGACCCCUCCUAUGGGCUGGUUGGCAUGGGAACGCUUCCGCUGUGACAUUGACUGUCAGAACGACCCCAAGAACUGCAUCAGGUAAGACAAAAAUAUGAUUCUGAACUCUUCCCAUUCUUGGGAAUGCCUUUAUCAUAACAAGGAAAGGAGACAAGCUGAGGAAGAGAUUUCUGAGCCAACAUUGACACUUUGUUAUAAUUUACAUUUACGUCAUUUAGCAGACGCUCUUAUCCAGAGCGACUUACAGUUAGUGAGUGCAUACAUUUUUAUACUGGGCCCCCGUGGGAAACGAACCCACAACCCUGGUGUUGCAAGCGCCAUGCUCUACCAACUGAGCUACAGGGGACUAUAAUAUAGGCCAUAGUAACUCCUGCCGUUUUCCUGUCUUCCUCUGUGUCGUCCCCCCACAGUGAGGUUCUGUUCCAGGACAUGGCAGACAGGCUGGCUGAGGACGGCUGGAGGGAGCUGGGAUAUGUCUACGUCAACAUAGAUGAUUGCUGGGCCUCCAAGGACAGAGACAGUAAUGGACGCCUGCAGGCUGACCCUAAGAGGUAGGCUACUGGACGGAGAAGCACACACACACACGUUUUGUUGUACAUUUUAUAGUUCACUCACAAGCACUGUUAAUGUUUACAACUUUAUUUCACUUGCAUCUCAUGUAUCUUAUCUAUGUAUUGCCUACUGUCAGGUGGGAUUUAUCUAUAUUGAGGUUGUUGACAUAUAUUGGACCAAUAUAUUGAGGUCACUGACUUGUCAGUCAUAUGAUACUCAUAUAGCACAUUCUCCAUUCUCUCAGGUUGGGGUUUAUUGGCAUUAUUGUGCCAAGUUGUUUAUUUAUUGGUGUGGGGUGUUAAUCUGUGUGUCUAUGAAUAGGUGUAACAUGUCUGCCUAACCUGUGUAUCUUUAACCUCCUCUCUCAGGUUCCCAAGUGGCAUCCCCAAGCUGGCGACCUACCUUCAUGACCGGGGACUGAAGCUGGGUAUCUACGGGGACAUGGGCACACUCACAUGUGGGGGCUACCCCGGGACCCCCCUGGACAAGAUCACUAUAGACGCUCAGACUUUUGCUGACUGGGAAGUGGACAUGCUGAAGUUUGACGGCUGCUACUCCAACGCUACGGAGCAGGAGCAGGGUGAGGUGGGGGUGAGAAAGGGAGGAGAGUUGGAUGAAUGAGUAAGGGGAGAGUUGGGGAUGGACAUGCUGAAGUUUGAAACAGGAGAUAAAUGGUUUACUCAACCCUCAGCUGCUUGCUUGACAAAGAUGCUGUUCUUUCUUAUAGGCUACCCUGCCAUGUCAAAGGCUCUGAACGCUACCGGACGCCCCAUUGGCUACUCUUGCAGUUGGCCAGCCUACCAGGGUGGACUCCCACCCAAGGUUAAUCAAAUAAUUAAAUAUUUUUGUAAUAAGGAUUGGUUAAUAUUUGCUGUAAAUCAAUCCAGUUAUAUACAGAUCAUAUAUGUAAAAAAUGUUCUAAGUUGACCUCUUCUACAUUUAUUUCUCAGGUAAACUACACACAGCUGGGAGAGAUCUGUAACCUGUGGCGUAACUAUGGUGACAUAGAGGACUCGUGGAAUAGUGUGCUGAGCAUUGCUGAUUGGUUCUUCAACAACCAAGACGUUCUACAGCCCGCAGCUGGACCUGGCCGGUGGAAUGACCCUGACAUGGUCUGUCUUUGUCAAACUGUCCAUUUGACUGUAGACGAAAUGUUGCUAUUCAAUGAAUUAACCAAUUUGUCUUGCAUAUUCAGUGAGGAGAUGACCCAGUAUGUUUUAACUUCUGGCUGAACUGACUGUGUGUGUAUUCUAGCUGGUGGUCGGGGACUUUGGGCUCAGCAUGGAUCAGUCUCGGUCUCAGAUGGCUCUGUGGGCCAUCAUGGCUGCUCCUCUCUUCAUGUCCAACGACCUGAGGACCAUUAGCAGCGGGGCACGCACCAUCCUGCAGAACAAGGUGGCCAUCGGCAUCAACCAGGACCCCAUGGGCGUCCAGGGUAGACGCCUGAUCAAGGUAAGACCCACAUAUAUUCUAUAGUCUUAUCAGGGUGAAAUACUCCUGAGUUGUGUUGUUGAGCUGUAUGUAAAUAUCCUCAAUGUUAUUAUUCUCUCCUCUUCUCUCUUCCAAUUUCUCUCUGUACCUUGCUUCCCGUCUGAUUCUCAGGAGAAGAGUGGUAUUGAGGUUUUCUGGCGCCCUCUGUCUGAUAAGGCCAGUGCUCUAGUGUUCUUCAGUCGUCGUACUGACAUGCCUUACCGCUACCAGACCUCCCUGGGCAAACUCAACUACACCACUGGCAGCUACAAGGUCAGUCUAGUCCCGGUUUCUCUAAGUCAUAUUGCUGGCGUUGCCUCACACAUGCGAUUUCAUAUCUCCUUUUUCCUUAAUGUCCCUUACUCUCCUUCCUUCCUCAUCCCUUUCUCCAGAGCUAUGAUGUGUUUGCGGAGCGCGAAAUGCCCACACUGAAGGACUCCACAGAAUUUGUUGUGUCCAUCAACCCCUCGGGCGUUGUCAUGUGGUACAUCUCGGCCCCUGGUGGCCAGGAGCAGGAGAACGCCCACGUCAGGGGAAAGCUCAGGGGACACGCCUUCCAUCGCCAUGCCAAGGGUAUCUCUCCCAUCUUAAUGUAACCGUCCCCCAUUGCCUUUGAUGUCUCCUCAAGAUGAUACUGGCUCUGUCUCUCAACUCUACUUUUUCACUAAUCCAACAUUAUAAUGUAUGC
This is a messenger RNA of Coregonus sp. 'balchen', 3835 nucleotides long. The record is from the annotation of a GenBank genome assembly. NCBI's taxonomy places the organism in Eukaryota, Metazoa, Chordata, Actinopteri, Salmoniformes, Salmonidae.